Messenger RNA from Coffea arabica (coffee), 939 nucleotides. RefSeq names its product 1-aminocyclopropane-1-carboxylate oxidase homolog 1-like. NCBI's taxonomy places the organism in Eukaryota, Viridiplantae, Streptophyta, Magnoliopsida, Gentianales, Rubiaceae. The record is from RefSeq and is a predicted model, not a curated record.
AUGGAGCCCCAGUUGAAACAUGAUCGCGCCAGGGAAAUCAAAGAAUUUCGUGAAACAAAAGCAGGGGUCAAAGGCCUAGUGGAUUCCGGGAUGGUAAGAAUCCCAAGAAUGUUCGUCCAUGACGAAAAAGUACUAGCUGAAUAUCCCACCAAUAACAAUCUCCUGGUCCCUCUGAUUCAUCUGAAAGAUCUUCAAUAUGGUGAUCAUCAGCGGAAAGAAAUUGUUGAUCAGAUUCGUGGAGCAUUGGAGACAUGGGGAUUUUUCCAAUUGAUCAAUCAUGGAAUACCCAUUAGUAAACUGGACAAGUUACUAGAAUGUCAGAAACAGUUCCAUGAACAGCCCACAGAGGUGAAGAGCGAACUUUAUUCUCAUGAUCCAAAGCAAAGUGUGAAAUUCUUCACCACUUCGUCUCUAGACGGCAAUCAGCCAACCGACUGGCGUGAUACGUUUUCAUUCAGGUUUCCAGAAGAUAUAUUGGACCCUCAUGGUUUACCAACAAUUUGCAGGGAAGCUGUUGUUAGCUAUAUGGAAUGUUUAUUGAAGCUAGAGGACACUCUCUCCGGUCUAUUUUCUGAGGCUCUUGGUCUAAACAGAGACUAUCUUUCAAGAAAUGGGUGGUUGAAAGGUGGACGGUUUGCUUGUCACUAUUACCCAACUUGCCCGGAGCCACACCUAACCCUGGGCGCCAGGCAGCAUUCAGACCCGUCAUUUCUCACAAUACUCCUGCAGGAGGACGUUGGUGGCCUCCAACUUCUUCAUCAGAACCAGUGGGUGGACGUGCCUCCGACCAAAGGAGCUUUGGUUGUAAAUGCUGGAGACUUCAUGCAGGUGCAAUUUCAUUAAUUUUAGCUAGUUUAUCAAAAAGAACUUAGACUAUGUCUGCCAGAGUCAUCAUCUGAUUCCUUUUUUUAAAGGGGAAAAAAUGCAGUUUAUGCUUCG